CACCAAUUCUUGGAUAUCUAGGUAUAAUAGAGCACACAAAUAUUCCGUGCACAGCGUUUUCCCCUUUAUAUCAAUGAUGAUCAUUUCGUUUUAUCAUAGGUGAUCGCAUGAAACAUAGAAAAUGGCCUAUGGUUGCUGGUAUUCUUGGGUUACUAGUCUCUACCUUUUUGUUCCUGUUUGCUCAGGCGUAUUGGGAAUUGUUAUUGGCCCGUUUCUUACAAGGCUUCUCUGAUUCCUGUGUUUGGACAUUGGGUAUGUGUUUAAUAGCCGAUAGUUUCCCUUUAAAUGAGUUAGGUUCAAAGAUGGGUAUUGUUCUCUUUUUUCACUCUUGUGGUUUAGUUUUAGGUGCACCAAUCGGAGGUACGCUGUUCCAUAACAUCGGCUAUAAGGCACCAUUCAUACUAUGUAUUUGUUUGGCUGGAUUGGACUUUAUCCUUCGUUUAUUCUUAGUAGAGCGACGGAAUCAACCGCCAGAAUGGUAUAAUGAUUCUAACGAAACCAGUGCCGUUGAGCCUUCUACAAUUGUCAACCCUGCCCCUGAUAGUACAAAGGAAAAAGUAAAGGAACGAAUCACAAUAUUGAAGCUGUUACGUCAAAAUCGCUUAAUUGCUUCCUUGGUAAUCGCAUUUUCUAAUGGAUGUGUAUUUAAUGUAUUCGAACCGACAUUACCUGUCAGAUUGUCGUCCGAGUGGGGAUACAAUUCGAGCCAGAUUGGUGCUGUCCUUCUGGCUCAAGCAAUUCCAACUUUUGUUGCGUCACCUCUGGCAGGUUAUAUUACUGAUAGGUACGGUGCCAAAGUGGUUGCUUUUUCGACAGUAUUGAUCUGUGCAGUUUCUACUAUGUUGAUAGGCAUACCCAACCAAAACACAACAGGAGGCAUUGCACCCUUAAUUGUCCUUUUGGUUAUUCAGGGUUUUUCAGCUUUUGCUUGUAUUACACCAGUACUUCCCGAAAUAGCCAUUGUCGUUCAAUCUCUGAACGGUGAUGAUGGAGACGACGGUCAAGGAAUGAGCUAUGCUCUAUUUAAUAUUGCUUUUGGCCUCGGCGCUUUGGUUGGACCACUCUUCGGGUAAGGCUUUUCAGCUUUUUCUUUUUUUUUGAUGUUGCUGUUAUUACCAUUUUGAUAAACGAGACAAUGGUGCUGAAUUCUAUUUUAUCUCUAAAAGUGGCUUUUUAUAUGGUAAGAUUGGGUUCUUCUACAUGUCAUUAAUUUUCGGCCUAUUUAUGUUGGUGUGUGCCCCAUAUAUUUUACUGUAUACUGGCGAACGCGGUAAAUUCAUAUGUAGACCAGCAGACAAGCAGCAAACA
This is a messenger RNA of Mycotypha africana, 1308 nucleotides long. RefSeq names its product major facilitator superfamily domain-containing protein. Gene Ontology annotation, biological process: transmembrane transport. Bases 108 to 1073 code for a protein of 321 amino acids. The transcript is spliced from 3 exons. Lineage: Eukaryota; Fungi; Mucoromycota; Mucoromycetes; Mucorales; Mycotyphaceae. The record is from RefSeq and is a predicted model, not a curated record. Gene Ontology annotation, molecular function: transmembrane transporter activity.